GUCGUCGUAAUCGUUGGCCAGUUGCAAAAUCGACAUCUAAGUCGUUCAAUUCCAAAACAGUUCAACACUGAAUGCCGCCCAAACCGCGCCUUCAAAGUGCAACUUGGGUCCAGACCCGAAGUUUCAUUCUGCGAGCAGUUGGUCAAACUGGCAAACCCAUUCUCCCUCUUGAUCCGCCAAAAGACCAGCCAAUACACCUCCCUGGCUCCUCUUAGGUCGAAAGAUGCGCGCACCGUGAUCCCCGACACCUACAAGUAGUCGGCAAGGCAGAGCAGGAGUAGGAAUUCAGGACUGACGUAGAGACAAGUCCUCCUGCGCAGGAAGUUUGCCAGGGACUUACCGCUUGCGGCCGGGGCCGUGUCUUCUAGGGCCUUGGGCCGACGCGGGAUGCCUCCUUCAACCUCGUAUCCGCCCGCGAAGCCGCCAGACUCUCCGGCUGAGGACUCCGAAUCCGAUCUCGAGAUCGACCUCGAAGAGCUGGACCCUCAGCUCGACCUCGGAACGGAACACACAGGGAGGAAAGGGCUGAGCGGCCAGGCACGCGACACCACUCACCAACGAGGCCCCAGGAUCGCUCUGCGUACCCUUCGAAUGGGCGGGCUACGACGUGGUGCUAAACGCAAUGGAUAUGGUGAACUGGGUCAGAGCCAUGGUGGCGGCUACGAUGACGCCGAAGCUUUACUAAGAGAUGAAGACGGCGGAGAUCGGCGGUACUCAGACGCCAGCGCCGCCGGUGGGGAUGAUGCGCCGCUGCUCAGCGGGCAUGCCCGGAACCCCAACAGACGGCGCGGGUCGCUUGCCAGCGAGACCCUUCGCAGGGUCGUCCUGAGGCUCCCCGAAUUCAUGUCGGGCGCUGCCGCGGAUCGUGGCAACCAAGACGAGGAGGUCCUCAAGGAGGAGGACGACCCCUCGUCGUCCAGACUGGUGGCUGUUGGCUCCUCUCAAUCCACACGCUUCCCGCCGAAUAUCGUGUCGAACGCGAAGUACACGGCAUGGAGCUUCCUGCCUCUUACGCUCUACAACGAGUUCUCCUUCUUUUUCAACAUGUACUUCCUCCUGGUCGCGCUUUCUCAGGCUAUUCCCCCAAUACGAAUCGGCUAUCUGUCAACAUACAUUGCUCCGCUAGCAUUUGUCCUGGUCAUCACGCUGGGCAAGGAGGCUUAUGACGAUAUAGAGAGGCGGAGGAGGGACAAUGAGGCGAAUUCGGAAGAAUAUACCGUCCUGCAAUUUGAUGAGCCGGGAAAGACGGGGGGCGCCCGGUCGACGAGGAAAAUGAAGUCUUCUCAUACCCCGAAAGGACCCAAGCGUUAUGUUCCAGAAGGGGACCGACUUUCGGACAUCCAAGAGGAGGAGGAGCAAAUUGAGGGUUUCGGAUCCCGAAAAUCUCGGGCGUGGACGACUGUUUCUGAAGUCAGCAAAAAGGCGCGGGAUCUCAAGGUUGGCGACGUCCUCAAACUCAGUAAAGGACACCGUGUGCCCUCGGAUGUUGUUAUUCUCAAGUGUCUAUCAAAUGAUCCAGCCGUGCAGAAACACGACGCGGAAGGCCCACGUCAGGAGGAGUCGUUGCUCCUGGAUCAUGCGGCUGACGCGGGAGGAAGCUCGAGUACCCGAGGUCUUACUGAGGACGUCCGAGAGGCGGCCGAAGGAGGCUCGAACGGAGAGACAUUUAUCAGGACUGAUCAAUUAGAUGGCGAGACCGAUUGGAAGCUACGGCUAGCGUCACCCUUGUCGCAGAACCUGGCUGAUGAAGAGUUGGUCCAUCUAAGGGUCACAGGGGGCAAGCCGGACAAGAAGGUGAACGAAUUCAUCGGCACCCUGGAGCUUCUGCCCUCGCGGCAAGAUGCCAUGAGCACUGCGGCCUUCUCUCAAGACGAGGAUAACAGCGUGAAGGCAGCACCCCUUUCGAUUGACAACACGGCCUGGGCAAAUACCGUCAUCGCCUCGCAUGCCAUUACCUUGGCCGUCAUUGUCUACACCGGGCCGCAAACGCGUUCUGCGCUGUCGACGUCCCCGUCUCGUUCCAAGACCGGUCUCCUGGAAUACGAGAUUAACUCACUUACCAAGAUCUUGUGCUUCCUUACACUUACGCUCUCCAUCAUCCUCGUUGCGCUGGAAGGGUUCAGUAACACCAAAGGAAGCAUAUGGUACGUCAAAAUCAUGAGGUUCUUGGUCCUUUUCUCGACGAUUGUGCCCAUCAGUCUGAGGGUGAACCUCGACAUGGGAAAGAGUGUCUACUCUUGGUUUAUCCAAAGAGACCCGGGCAUUCCUGGCGCUGUUGUCAGGACCAGCACCAUCCCAGAGGACCUGGGGCGGAUUGAGUACCUUCUUAGCGACAAGACGGGGACUUUGACGCAGAACGAAAUGGAGAUGAGAAAGAUCCACGUCGGCACCGUAUCCUACGCCAACGACGCCAUGGAUGAAGUCUCAACCUACGUGAGGCAUGGCUUCCAUCUCACUUCUUCCGACCGCCAAGCCCUCGUUUCUCCCUCUACAUCACUGUCAUCGGCCGCAAAUGUUGGCGCCACAAGGACACGGCGUGAAAUUGGUUCUCGUGUCCGGGAUGUCGUCCUUGCCCUCGCCCUCUGCCACAACGUCACACCAACCACCGAAGAAGAUGAGGACGGCCGAAUGGUGAAUUCAUACCAGGCCAGCUCGCCCGACGAGAUUGCCAUUGUCCGCUGGACCGAGUCGGUCGGUCUGCGCCUGGCGUCCCGCGACCGUAAGAGCAUUGUCCUUGAGGCCACCGGGACAGGCAGGACCGUCGUCAAGGUACGCAUCCUGGACAUAUUCCCUUUCACCUCGGAAGGCAAGCGCAUGGGCAUCAUUGUGCAGUUCUAUGAGAAGCGGAAGCCUGGGGUUCCGAGCCUCGGCUCCGGAGAGAUUUGGUUCUACCAGAAAGGUGCCGACACCGUCAUGGGCUCCAUCGUGGCGGCGAAUGACUGGCUAGAUGAAGAGACGGCAAACAUGGCGAGAGAGGGGCUCCGGACACUAGUCGUUGGGAGAAAGCGGCUCUCCGCAGCCGAGUACCAGGACUUUUCGGCCAAGUAUCAGGAGGCCUCGCUGGCCAUCAGCGGCCGCGAAGCGGGGAUGCAGGCCGUCGUGUCUCGCUAUCUCGAGCACGACCUGGAGCUGCUUGGCGUCACUGGCGUCGAGGACAAACUCCAGAAAGACGUCAAGCCGUCGCUUGAGCUGCUUCGCAACGCUGGCAUCAAGAUCUGGAUGCUGACUGGUGACAAGGUGGAGACGGCGCGCUGCGUAGCGGUUAGCUCCAAGCUUGUCGCGAGAGGCCAGUACAUCCACACAGUCGCCAAGCUGCGUCGGAAAGACGCCGCUCAAGAGAACUUGGACCUGCUCCGCAGCAAGACCGACUCCUGCCUGCUCAUCGAUGGCGAGAGUCUGGGCAUGUACCUGACGCACUACCGCACCGAGUUCAUCUCGGUUGCCGUCCUCCUUCCGACCGUCGUCGCCUGUCGGUGCUCGCCGACACAAAAAGCCGAAGUGGCCAAGCUCAUCAAGGAGUACACCAAGAAGCGCGUGUGCUGCAUCGGCGACGGCGGAAACGAUGUCUCCAUGAUCCAGGCAGCCGACGUCGGCGUGGGCAUCGUGGGCAAGGAAGGCCGCCAGGCCAGUCUCGCCGCCGACUUUUCCAUCGAGCAGUUCCACCACCUCACCAAGCUGCUCGUCUGGCACGGCCGCAACAGCUACAAGCGCAGCGCCAAACUGGCCCAGUUUGUCAUCCACCGCGGUCUGAUCAUUGCUGUUUGCCAGACCAUGUACAGCAUCGCGCUCAACUUCGAGCCCGAGGGCCUGUACAAGGACUGGCUUAUGGUGGGCUAUGCAACAGUCUACACGGCCAUGCCCGUCCUGUCGCUAGUGCUCGACAAGGACGUCGACGAGAACCUGGCCAACCUGUACCCGGAGUUGUACAAAGAGCUGACUUCGGGCCGGUCGCUGUCGUACCGCACUUUUUUCGUCUGGGUGUUUGUCUCGGUCUACCAGGGCUGCCUCAUCCAGGGCCUGUCACAGCUGCUUACCGAAGUGGAUGGCCCGCGCAUGGUGGCCGUCAGCUACACGGUGCUGGUGCUCAACGAGCUGCUGAUGGUGGCCAUCGAGAUCACGACGUGGCAUUGGGUCAUGGUAGUGUCGAUUGUGGGGACGUUUCUUAUGUUUGUUGGGUCGAUUCCGUUUCUGGGAGAGUAUUUUGACCUGGCUUUCUUGUUGACUGUGGGGUUCUACUGGCGGGUUGCUGCUAUUGGGGCGAUGUCAUUGAUCCCCACGUACGCGGCCAAGGUUAUUCAAAGGACCAUGAAGCCGCCGUCGUACAGGAAGGUACAGGGGAUUUGAGGG
Molecule: messenger RNA, 4347 nt
Organism: Parathielavia appendiculata
Lineage: Eukaryota; Fungi; Ascomycota; Sordariomycetes; Sordariales; Chaetomiaceae
Product: phospholipid-translocating P-type ATPase
Exons: 3
Coding region: 388-4344 (1318 amino acids)
Biological process (GO): phospholipid translocation; endocytosis; retrograde vesicle-mediated transport, Golgi to endoplasmic reticulum
Cellular component (GO): trans-Golgi network; plasma membrane; endosome
Molecular function (GO): ATPase-coupled intramembrane lipid carrier activity; magnesium ion binding; ATP binding
Source: RefSeq, a predicted model, not a curated record